AAUCAACACGGAAGUGUUUUUAAGGCGCCAAUUUUGUAUCGUCUUGGAAGCGGAGCCAUUUCCCCUCUGUGUUUUGUCUGUUUUUAAUCGCCUUCAAAAUUACAACAAUGUCUGAAAACACUUUCCCUCUUCAUAGUGCGGAUGCGAUAGUGAACUUUUACCGGACAGAAGUUCUCACUGGCCAAGAGGCAAAACACUUAACCAAGAGCGAUCUGACUCCUGCUCCGAAGCCGGAGGCAGUUCAAACAUUGUACAUGAGGGUGCUGCAUCUCCUGUAUCGUUUCAGACCUGAGUGUCACUCCAUGGUUCCCCUUAUGGAGAACAUUCAGUAUCCAGAAUAUCACGAGGGGGCCACUGCUAUUAUGAGUGUCUACAUACGCAUGCAACAGUUCCUGCCGAUGUGCUUGGUGUAUGAUUUCUCACUCAAUGACCUUCUAUCGCCAAAAAAACAGCGGACUCUGACUAUCCUCAGUGCCAUCAUGAACUUUCUUCACUUCAGGAAGCAGAGGAUGGAGAUAGCCCUGGAGAAACAGGCCAAAUUUAGGUCAGAUAUGGACAGACUGCAGGCUUACAAAAAAGGCACUUUAGAAGCAGAGAAGAAGAUUGAGAUUCUGACGACCAUCCCACCAGAGCAGCAGGCUGAAGCUGAUGAGCUGGCAGCUGCACUCGCUGAGCUGCAGACCAACACCAUGCACGAAUGCCAGGAAGUGAACGCAAAAAAUGACAUCAUAGCAGAGCUGAAAACCAACAAUGCAGAGAAGAAUCAGAAACUGACCCAGCUGAAGGUGGAUGUCAGCAACCUGAAGGAAGACAUCAGCAAACUCAAGUCUCAGAUUGUGGAGUCUCCAGAGGAGCUCAAGACUCAGAUGGAGAAGAUGCGGGAGAACGUCAAGAACAUCAAGACCUCCAUCGAAGACACGGAUGAGCGUGUGGUGGAACUGCAGAACAUGGUGCAGAAUAUGACGCAUACUGAGGCUGAGAUCCAGCAGAUGUCCAACCUGCUGCAGGACCUGGAGAGCAGCAUGAACAACACCAAGCAGCGACAGGAGGAGCACCAGGAGCUAAUGGCUCAGUAUGAGAAGAAGCAGAAGGAGCUCAAGAAUCUGUGCAUUGAGGAAGGACAGUUGAAGCGAGCUCUGGCCAUGAAGCUGGACAAAGAGUCGAAACAGAACAUCCGCAGGCAGAAGAAGAGAGAAAUGAAGGAGCAGCAUGUUCAAGAUGUGUUGGGGCAGUGUAACCAGAUCCAUCAGAAGCGUGAGGAGAUGGCCGAGAAAAUCCAAGAGAUCUCCAGUGAGACGCAGCAGCUGAAGGCCAAGAUCCAGAGUCUGAGAGAUGUGUGCAGCAAAGAGACAGAGAGAGCUCAGGCUCUGUACGACAACCUGUCAACUUCAAUUGACGAGCUGCACAGGAGAAUUGAGCUGCACGUCGGGGACCUGCAACGUGAUGUCACCAAAAUGGCUGCAAACUUUUAAAUGGAUCAUUUUGACAUGUUCAUCAUUCUAUUCCUGUGUUGUUAUUUCUCUGUUAUGUUUUUACUGUUCUAACAUUGUGUUGCCUUUUUAACGUUUACUAUUUAAAAUAAGAAAUAAAUAAUAGUUGUGUAUAUAUAAAAAAAGAGGAAACACUGUCAUCUUUGUUCUUAGUUAAUACAUUUGAUUAGUUCCAACUGUUUAGCUCAAAUGUUUCAGAAUGAUCAAAUACGCCGUUCAGGUAUGACAGGACAGUAACCAUAUGUUGCACUGGUGUGGCCCAGAGAUCAUACGUUUUGCUCUGUGAUCAUACACAACUGAACCUACU
This is a messenger RNA of Acanthopagrus latus (yellowfin seabream), 1797 nucleotides long. It is a transcript of the gene nuf2, whose product is annotated as UF2 component of NDC80 kinetochore complex. Gene Ontology annotation, molecular function: protein-containing complex binding. Gene Ontology annotation, cellular component: Ndc80 complex; kinetochore. NCBI's taxonomy places the organism in Eukaryota, Metazoa, Chordata, Actinopteri, Spariformes, Sparidae. Gene Ontology annotation, biological process: kinetochore organization; mitotic spindle organization; meiotic chromosome segregation. The transcript has 13 exons. The record is from RefSeq and is a predicted model, not a curated record. Bases 108 to 1472 code for a protein of 454 amino acids.